This is a messenger RNA of Selaginella moellendorffii, 1144 nucleotides long. RefSeq lists its product as uncharacterized. Lineage: Eukaryota; Viridiplantae; Streptophyta; Lycopodiopsida; Selaginellales; Selaginellaceae. The record is from RefSeq and is a predicted model, not a curated record. The coding region runs from base 67 to 1128 and encodes 353 amino acids. The transcript has 3 exons.
UUUUCCCAACCAAGGCAUUUUUUUCAAACCUAAGCAUUGUUUGUUUUCCCCUCGUUUCUGGCUAGCAUGGAAGAUCCUCGUCGCUUGCCGUUUCGCCGCGUUCGAUCCUUGCUCUGGAACGAGACUGCGGCGCUGCUCAAUCCAGGGGAGCGCGAUGUUGUGCGCAAGAGCAUUGGCGCGGCUGUGAUCGAGGAGAAUGAGGUGCUCUUUCGGGAAGCGGUGGCCUACGAGGAGAUUCUCCAGUUUGUGGACGAGGACAUGCAACGCCAGGUCGCGUCGCACAAGAUUUUGGAUACCCCUGCCAGGCAAAUGCUGGAGAAGGAGAUCAAGAUCCUGGUGGAGCACAUCCAGGCCACCGAUUCUUGCGAGGCGCAAGCGCAGCAGUCGCAAUCUCUGGCGUUAGGGCUUGGCGAUCUUUCUCCUUCUCGAUCCCAGGCGGUAGAUCAGGGAUCUGGCCCUUCUUGCUCGUCUCCUCCUGUUGCCGCCAAGGCCGAUCACCAGGUUUCUCCCAGGAAAUCCGCCAAGAAUCCCCUAUCGCUUCACGGCCGGUGCAAGAGCACGCUGGAUUACGUGAUGAGCAAGAAUGCGAUCCAGGAGAAGCAGAAGAAAGGCAACCCCUCGCUGUUUCCCCCUCGACGAAGUGAAAUCUUCUCCCGCGGCGACGAUCAUCCAGUUCUCAGGAAGGCCGCAAUGGAUCCAUCGCUGAUCGUGAGGAAGAUGGCGCCGCAUUUGAAUGUCUCAGGGAUCGACGCCAUCAACGAUCGCCUCCGCCACGCAUUCGCCGCGGAGCAUGACGCGCUUCUAGAGGAUGUGGAAUGCUUGAGGAGCUAUCUCGAGGAUUCAACAGACGUUUACUCCAGCGUCAAGAACAAUCCCCCGACGAUCAACGACAUGAAAGAUUGCGGGAAGAAGCUCGAGGAGAGAUGGACAGCGCUCAAGCAUUGCCAAAACAUCCAAAACAUCCUCGCCCCGGUCCCGGUUGGCGGAGUGACAACCAACAUCAAUCCCAUGAAAACAAGCACAGCAUCGGGACCGGAGCCAGAGGUAGCGGUGCCUCAAUCCAGAAUCGCCUCGCAGAUCUUUCCAGGCUCCAAACGAUCGAUCAGGCUUCCCAAAAUGCAACGAUAAAAGAGGUAACGUUAUU